AUGCAUCACGACAAAGAGUGUCACGAGUUGUCGGGUUCUUCUCUCCGCAUGCUCGCUCUCUGCGUCACGAUUGGUGCGAUGGACUGGGAAAAUCAGAAGCGGGCCUUGACGACCUUGGACAGGCUGAUGGCCUGGGGCGCGAAUCAGGUCGGCAUGCGGGACACUGAUCCGGACCCUUUCAAUCUGUUCGUCUACUUGAUGAAGAAGCUCGUGGUGAGCAACUUGCGAGAAAACGAGCCGCUUCCCACUCCGCUAGGCUCAAUUGGCCGCUUUACUCGACUUCUUGCGCCGGAUAUUUCGCCGGAGUGGGCGUUUGCCAUUCGCGAUGACUUUGAUGACUGUGAUGACUGGUCUGGAAGGCCCAAGGUUGAGAAGAUGUUGAGGCAACACGGGCUUAUCGAUGAAGAUAAUUACGUCGAAGAGGAAGACAGUGACUAUGUUGAGAGUACAGAGGGAGAUGAAGACAAGAAUGGAGAGAAGAUCGCAGGGGAGGGGCUUGAAAGGGGCACAGAUGAUGAUGAAGUGGAGGAUACAGAUGAGCACAAAGAGGAGUAUGUGUAUGAAUAUGAAGUUCAGGAAUUAGAGGAUAGCGAGCUUAAAGCAUUAUCGGGGUCAGAACUAGGAGAUGAAGACGAUGACCAGGAUGAGAAGAUUUUUGAUGAGUAUAUGGCUGAAGGGAGGGUGUUGAGAUCGAUGGACGUGGAUCUGAGCGUGGACGAGAUUGCGGCCAGGGGCGCCCCUCUCAACGGCAUGAGUAGGAACUGA
Messenger RNA from Colletotrichum godetiae, 765 nucleotides. RefSeq lists its product as uncharacterized. The record is from RefSeq and is a predicted model, not a curated record. NCBI's taxonomy places the organism in Eukaryota, Fungi, Ascomycota, Sordariomycetes, Glomerellales, Glomerellaceae. The transcript has 3 exons. The coding region runs from base 1 to 765 and encodes 254 amino acids.